AUGGUCGAACCUUCGAUUGAGAUAGAAACUGCACCGCUUGAAGGUGAAACAUCAAUCCAAACAUGCAACAGAGUCAAAGAAAAUGUUCCAAGCUUAAUAAAUCUUUCGAACGAAAAUCAAAUGUAUCAAAUUACUAAGAAUUUCUUUAAAAGGCGUUCAAAAUAUAAGAAAAAAGAAGAAAAUGAUGCUUCAAUUGACGAUUCAAGCAGUUCAAUGUCUGAAACACUAAAAGAAACACUCAAUUUACCAAAGAAACAUCGAAGAAGUUCUUUAAAGCAUUCAGAAUCAAAUCAAGCAUUGGCAGAGUUAGAGGGUAAUCAAGAGCGUCCAAGACCAGUUUUUGAGGAUUUGCAAAUUUUUCCUUCAAAGCCGACAUCCAAAAUUGAAUACAAAGAUACUCUUUUCAGUCGUUUUGAAGCCGACACACAAGAAGAUUCAUCUAGUUUUAUAAUUGAUACCAACUGUAAGGUUGGAAUUGGAUUUUUCGUAUUUUUAGUAUUACUUGAGAUCCUGUACAUAGUUUUAACAAUCGGAUUCAAGAUUGAAAUAGCUUAA
Trichomonas vaginalis G3 is the source of this 555-nucleotide messenger RNA. RefSeq lists its product as uncharacterized. The record is from RefSeq and is a predicted model, not a curated record. Bases 1 to 555 code for a protein of 184 amino acids. The transcript has a single exon. NCBI's taxonomy places the organism in Eukaryota, Parabasalia, Trichomonadida, Trichomonadidae.